Messenger RNA from Plutella xylostella (diamondback moth), 4013 nucleotides. Its product is annotated as juvenile hormone esterase. NCBI's taxonomy places the organism in Eukaryota, Metazoa, Arthropoda, Insecta, Lepidoptera, Plutellidae. The record is from RefSeq and is a predicted model, not a curated record.
UCACCUUGUUGUCCGUCUGUCUGUCAAGAUCCUGUAUCUUUGGAACGCGUUGUGCUAUCGAGUUGAAAUUUUAACUAUAAUAAUAUUCAAGUUUAGGUACUGUCCGUUUAUGCUGUGAAUUUUUGUGUUAUGGAAUUUAGUGUAUGAAUAAGACGUAAGAAUAAAUACAUUUAGUCAAAAGGUAAUUAUUUAAGUGGACUGAAACCAUCACGAAUUACAUUUUGCUAGAAAAAACAUAUAAAGGUAUCUUCACUGUGUCUGCGGCGCGGUGAAAUGUAUUUGUUGAAAGAGUGGAAAGAUUUAAGUAACCUUUCUGAAACCCUUGAAACCUUCUUCAUUGUUAUCUUAGAGCAGUUAAUAAUUACGAAGUGAGCCGCAGCAUCAUCACAUUAAUCAUGAGGCUGGUGUACGUCGUUGUAGUGUCGCUUCUAGUCCUAGCUGCUCCUGCAGCAACUGGCGACAGAGUGGUGGAAACAUUGGAUGGCGCUGUCCGAGGACGACUUGUAAGAGAUUUGAACGUGACUUAUUAUGCGUAUCUCGGAAUACCGUACGCGGAGGCGCCGACUGGACAGCUCCGGUUCAAACCUCCGGUGCCGAAGGAACCAUGGAAUGGCACGUUGGACGCGACGGCAUAUGGUCCCGUGUGUCCGCAAGUCGACAGGUAUCAUACGAGAAGCGAGAUGAGUGAAGACUGCCUGAGCCUGAACGUGUAUGUGCCCGCCAGGCCAGCGCUGGCCCCCACGCCGGUGCUCGUGUGGGUGCCUGGAGGGAACUUUCGGAGUUUGUCCGGAAGACCAUUCAUAUACGGACCACAGUUUUUCAUGAAAUACGGCGUCAUGUUUGUGACCAUGAAUUACAGGCUUGGAGCCUUAGGAUUCUUGUCUGUACAAACAGAGGACGCGGCUGGCAACGCGGCGUUGAAAGACAUACUAUUAGCGCUCCAGUGGGUCAAGAAACAUAUAGCUCAGUUCGGUGGUGACCCCGACAACAUAACUAUUGGGGGGGAAAGCUCCGGCGCUGUUCUAGUGCAUUACCUCACUUUAUCUGAACAGUCUACCAAUUUGUUCCACAAAGCCCACAUCAUCAGCGGAUCAGCUUUAGGCUACAGGUUUUUUAACCGACAUCCCAUAAAGACAGCUUUGGACCUUGGUAAGAAGAUGGGAUUUCAAACGGAAGACCCAAACGAGCUACUGCGAAAACUGAAAGAAGCUGAUGUAUUUGAUAUAGUCGCUGCUCAAGGAGACAAGACAAACAAGCGGAAUGGGUUCAGAACAUUCGCGCCGUUCACUCCGGUGGCAGAGACACCGUCCCCACACGCGGUCAUCACACAACAUCCGCUAGAAAUUGUCAAACAGGGGAUCCCACAAGCAGUACCCAUCAUAGCAGGUAUUACCACGCAUGAAGGUAUUAAAAUGCUACCGCAUAUACGAAGAAACCCAACACUGGCUCUACACCUAAACGAAAACUUUGAAUUGUGCAUUCCAUCCGAUAUAGAAUAUCCAUAUGGAUCCCGUGAGUCUCAAGAUUUGGCAAACUCUAUAAAACAGUUUUACUUCAACAAUGAAACCAUAUCUAAUACCACGUUGUUGAACUUUGUCAACUUGGUGACAGACACACAAGUCACCUUCCCUACCGAUAGGUGGAUUGAGAUGUAUAAGAACAUGGCCAAUAGCAAUAGGGUAUACUACUUCGUGUUUGACUUCGAUGGGGACUUGAACUGGUACAAGCUGUUUUCAAAGAUCCAGUUCCCAGGGGCGUCCCACGCAGACCCUUUGGGGUACAUGUUUGUGACAAACAUCACCAGGCCACUGCUGCCCUCUGCCGGAGCAGACAGCAAGAAAACCAUAAAGGUUAUGGUACAGUUGUGGUCUAAUUUUAUUAAAUACGGAAAUCCAACUCAACUUACUUCGCUGACAUGCAAUAUUCGAGAAGAAUGGUCUGAUUGUGGAACGCAGCGCAACUACUUGGCUCUCAACAACCGUCCCUACAUGGUGCCGGGACCACCUUUAAGGAGAAGACUGCACUUCUGGCGUCAAGUGUACGCGCAAUAUGAAAGCUACGUGGCUAGGGGAGGUAGACUGGAAGCAAAGACACCUCUUCAUUGUUAUCUUAGAGCAGUUAAUAAUUACGAAGUGAGCCGCAGGAUCAUCACAUUAAUCAUGAGGCUGGUGUACGUCGUUGUAGUGUCGGUUCUAGUUCUAGCUGCUCCUGCAGCAACUGGCGACAGAGUGGUGGAAACAUUGGAUGGCGCUGUCCGAGGACGACUUGUAAGAGAUUUGAACGUGACUUAUUAUGCGUAUCUCGGAAUACCGUACGCGGAGGCGCCGACUGGACAGCUCCGAUUUAAACCUCCACUUCCUAAGAAACCAUGGAAUGGCACAUUAGACGCUACGAAAUACGGGUUUGCGUGUCCGCAAGCCAACAGGUUUCACACGAGAAGCGAGAUGAGUGAAGACUGCCUGAGCCUGAACGUGUAUGUGCCCGCCAGGCCAGCGCUGGCCCCCACGCCGGUGCUAGUGUGGGUGCCUGGCGGUGACCUUCAGAUGUUGUCCGCAGGACCCGUUGUAUACGGACCGCUGUUUUACAUGAAAUAUGGCGUCAUGUGUGUGACCAUGAAUUACAGGCUAGGAGCCUUAGGAUUCUUGUCUGUACAAACAGAGGACGCGGCUGGCAACGCGGCGUUGAAAGACAUACUAUUAGCGCUCCAGUGGGUCAAGAAACAUAUAGCUCAGUUCGGUGGUGACCCCGACAACAUAACUAUUGGGGGGGAAAGCUCCGGCGCUGUUCUAGUGCAUUACCUCACUUUAUCUGAACAGUCUACCAAUUUGUUCCACAAAGCCCACAUCAUCAGCGGAUCGGCUUUAGGCUACAGGUUUUUCAACCGACAUCCCAUAAAGACAGCUUUGGACCUUGGUAAGAAGAUGGGAUAUCAAACGGAAGACCCAAACGAGCUACUGCGAAAACUGAAAGAAGCUGAUGUAUUUGAUAUAGUCGCUGCUCAAGGAGACAAGACAAAUAAGCGGAAUGGGUUCGCACCAUUCCAGCCGUUCACACCGGUGGCAGAGACACCGUCCCCACACGCCGUCAUCACAGAACAUCCGCUAGAAAUUGUCAAACAGGGGAUCCCACAAUCUGUACCCAUCAUAGCAGGUAUUACCACUCAUGAAGGUAUCAGAAUGUUACCGUAUAUACAGAGAAACCCAAUACUUGCCCUAAACCUAAAUGAAGACUUUGAAUUGUGCAUUCCAUCCGACAUAGAAUACCCGUAUGGGUCCCGUGAGUCUAAAGAUUUGGCCAACUCUAUAAAACAGUUUUACUUCAACAACGAAACCAUAUCGAAUGCCACGUUGUUGAACUUUGUCAACUUGGUAUCCGACACUCAGGUCACCUACUCUACCGAUAGGUGGAUUGAGAUUUAUAAGAACAUGACCAAUAGCGACAGGGUAUACUACUUCGUAUUUGACUUCGAUGGAGACUUGAACUGGUUCAAGCUGUUCUCAAAGACCCAGUUCCCAGGGGCGGCCCACGCCGACCAUUUGGGGUACAUGUUUGUGACGAACACCACCAGGCCACUGCUGCCCUCUGCCGGAGCGGAGAGCAAGGAGACCAUACAGGUUGUGCUACAGUUGUGGACUAAUUUUAUUAAAUACGGAAAUCCAACUCUACUUACUUGGCUGACAUGCAAUAUUCGGGAAGAAUGGUCAGAUUGUGGAACGCAGCGCAACUACUUGGCUCUCAACAACCGUCCCUACAUGGUGCCGGGACCACCUUUAAGGAGAAGACUGCACUUCUGGCGUCAAGUGUACGCGCAAUAUGAUAGCUACGUGGCUAGAGGAGGCAAAUUGCAAGCAAUAACACCUUAACACAUUCGAUGUUUGCUCUUUUUUAUUUUCAAUAUAAAACGAACGAAGCAACAGGAAUGCAUUAUCAAAUAAGAACGAGUGUUUCUACAUCUUAAACUUAUAAAAAAUAUUAAUCGUAUUUGGACUGGUUGUGAAGACUCGUAGGUAUUU